CGAAGUGAAUCCUUAACCCAGGCCCAAACCCCAAAAAACUCGACGCAAGGCGCCGCGCAUUCCCUACGGACCCGUCAACGCUCCCCUCCAUCCCUUUAUUUCGACUGACUGAUCUUCAAAAGGGCCCCGUCAACGAUGUCGGUGGCCACUAAAAACCCUUUCGCCCUUCUCGACGAGGAAUCCUCCUCUCCCUCCGCCACCCCCGCUCCCUCCAAGGCCACCCCAGCCGCCGAGACGACAACCCCCGCCGCCAACAACCGUGGCGGCUCAAAGCCAAGAGGUGGACCCGCCUCCAGGGGUGGAGGAUACUACCGUCGCGGCGGUAAACCCAGGGAAGGUGGCGAUGCCCCUCCUGCAGGCGACGAUGCGCCCGCUACCGAGGGCAGGAGAUUCGAUGGCGAAGGCCGUGGACGUGGUAGGGGUAGGGGCCGUGGUGGUGAUCGUGGUGACCGUGGUCGUGGAGGCCGCGGUGGUGGUCGUCAGGAUAGGCAUAGCGCCUCUGGAAAGGUUGACACCGAGAAGCGCGUCAACCAAGGCUGGGGCGCCGAAGAAGGCAAGGCCGAAUUGAACGCCGAGACCGCCGGUGCGACCGAUGCAGUUGCUGAAGAGAAGGAUGCGUCCAACGAGUGGGGCGUUACCGCUACCGAUGCUACCGCCGCCGCCGACGAUCCCUGGGCCACCACCACCACGCCCGCCGAUGGAGCCGCCGCCGUCGCUCCCGCUGAGGGCGAGAAGCCGGCCGAAGAAGGCCGUAAGCCCCGCGAGAGGGAAGUCGAGGAGGAGGACAACACGCUCACGUACGAGCAGUACCUCGCUCAGCAGAAGGAGAAAGCGGAGGCUGAGGAGAAGUUGCAGCUUAGGGAGGCGAAUGAGGGAGAUGAUUCCUGGAAGGACACCCUUGCCGUCCAGAAGAAGAACGAGGAGGAGGACGCUUACUUCGUCGGGAAGAGCAAGAGCGCCCCCAAGCCUCGUGCUAAGAAGGAGGAGAAGGUCUUCAUCGAGAUCGACGCCCGCUUCGAGCGUCCCAGCCGUGGCGGCCGUGGACGCGGAGGCGACAGGGGCGGAGGAAGGGGCGGAGAGAGGGGCGCUCGUGGCCGUGGUGGGCCCCGCGGUGGUGGACGUGGUGCGCGCCAGAACGGUGCCCCGGCUGCGGCUGCCGUCAACGUCGACGACGAGACGGCGUUCCCGUCCUUGUCGUAGGCGCUUACGAGGCCAUGCCAAUAUACGUUAUAACGCAUAGGCGUAUAUGCAAGUAGUCGUUCGUCGUUGAAGAAGAUGAAGAUGAUGAUGAUGAAGAAGCAGUUUCCAAAAACGGGGUGCUUUUUUACACUUUUUUGGUGUCCGUUCUGUGUGUCCUGUGUGUGUCUGCUGCGCGUUCUGUGUGUGUAUUAGUCGAAUGUAGUCCCAUUACCGCGUCCGACGUACGUUCGUCUAUUUGUUCAUAGUCUCCCUCCUUCCGUAUUCUUGCCCCUCUCUUCCUGCUGCCUACCUGCUCCUCCCUCCCUCCCUACCUCUGUUUCGCUUCUGUUUCUCUCCACCUCUGUCUGUCUGUCCGUCCGUCUGUCUAUCUUUCUGUGCGUCUACCUGUUCUAUCUGUUUGUUUGUCUAUCACGACAUAUGUGUGUCUGGGUGCGCAUGCGAUCCAGAAUAGUGAAUAGUGCUCAGUGCUC
Stereum hirsutum FP-91666 SS1 is the source of this 1670-nucleotide messenger RNA. RefSeq lists its product as uncharacterized. Bases 136 to 1200 code for a protein of 354 amino acids. Gene Ontology annotation, cellular component: cytoplasm; nucleus. Gene Ontology annotation, molecular function: RNA binding. The record is from RefSeq and is a predicted model, not a curated record. The transcript is spliced from 5 exons. NCBI's taxonomy places the organism in Eukaryota, Fungi, Basidiomycota, Agaricomycetes, Russulales, Stereaceae.